AGUUUAGUUCCAAUAUGGGAACACCAUCAAAGUUGGGGCAAUGGCCACUUCUUGUUUAUGCUUUUGCCUUUUGCUUGAUAGUCAUUAGUGUAGCAGCUGAUUAUAAACCUAACAUUGAUGAUUCAUCAUCUUUGUCAUACCGUUAUAGGCCACGAUCCCCUCCACCACCUCCUCCACUACGUCGUUACUAUUAUAAAUCACCCCCGCCUCCUCCUCCACGACGUCGUUACAAUUAUAAAUCGCCUCCGCAACCUCCUCCGCGACGUCAUCACUAUUAUAAAUCACCUCCGCCACCUCCUCCGCGACGUCAUCACCAUUAUAAUUCACCUCCACCACCGCCUCCGCGACGUCAUCACUAUUAUAAAUCACCUCCACCUCCACCUCCACCUCCAUCACCAUCACCAUCACCACCUCCUCCAUAUUAUUACAAAUCUCCACCACCGCCUUCUCCACCUCCCCCACCAAAUUAUUACCAUCAUCCACCAUCACCACCACCACCACCACCACCUCCAACAUAUCAUUACGAAUCUCCACCACCACCUUCUCCGUCUCCACCGCCACCUUAUUACAAUAAUCCUCCACCACCGCCUACUCCAUCUCCACCGCCACCUUAUUACCAUAAUCCACCACCACCACCACCAAUCCAUUCUCCUCCUCCACCAUCACUUCCAUCUCCAUCUCCAUCUCCAUUGCCAUCACCCCCAUUGACUACACCUGUCGAUGAACCAUCUCCAUCUCCAUCUCAGUUGCCAUCACCACCAUUGAUUGCACCUAUCAAUGUGCCAUCUCCACCUCCAUCUCCAUUUCCAUCACCACCAUUGAUUGAACCUACCGAUGGACCAUCUCCAUCUCCAUUGCCAUCACCACCAUUGAUUGCACCUACAGAUGGACCAUCUCCAUCUCUAUUGCCAUCACCACCAUUGAUUGCACCUACCGAUGGACCAUCUCCAUCUCCGUUGCCAUCACCACCAUUGAUUACACCUACUGAUGGACCAUCUCCAUUGCCAUCACCACCAUUGAUUGAACCUACUGAUGGACCAUCCCCGUUGCCAUCACCAUCAUUGAUUGCACCUACCGAUGGACCAUCUCCAUCUCCGUUGCCAUCACCACCAUUGAUUGCACCUACCGAUGGACCAUCUCCUUCUCCAUCUUUAUCUCCACCUAUAUCUCCGUCUCCACCUCAACCACCUCUAAUAAACUCCCCCCCUCCUCCAUCGCAAUCUCCACCUCCACCACCUUCUCCAUUUCCACCACCUCCAGUUAAUUCCCCACCCCCUCCACCACCUCCUCCAUCGCCAUCUCCACCUCCACCUUCUCCAUCUCCACCACCUCCUCCAUCACCAUCUCCACCUCCCCCACCUUCUCCAUCCCCACCACCACCUCCACAUCCUCUUUGCAAUAAUAAAUCUCCUCCCCCACCAUCUUUAUUCCCUUUUCCAAAACCAUUUCCCUGGAUGCGAACUCCACCUCCGCCACCUAAUUGUACUCCUCCACCACCUUUAAUAAACUCCCCCCCUCCUCCAUCGCCAUCUCCACCUCCACCUUCUCCAUCUCCACCACCUCCUCCAUCGCCAUCUCCACCUCCACCU
Messenger RNA from Solanum tuberosum (potato), 1589 nucleotides. RefSeq names its product extensin-2-like. The record is from RefSeq and is a predicted model, not a curated record. The annotation marks the transcript as partial. NCBI's taxonomy places the organism in Eukaryota, Viridiplantae, Streptophyta, Magnoliopsida, Solanales, Solanaceae. The transcript has a single exon.